AUGCAGUUUGACUACCGGAUCCUUGCAGCAAGCAAUUUGCCUCCUACCGAGUCUCAAAUCGACGAGAUAAAGGCCCUUCUGCGGGAGGAGUCCACCAAGGAGGAAUCUCUGGAACUGGAAAUUCGGAGGAUACAAGAAGAACUCCAUCGCUUGCGUUUGGCAACGGUCGCCCAGAAGCGCAGAGUCAGUGACUACAAAGCCAUCCUUUCGCCAAUCCGUUCGCUGCCAGCAGAAAUCAUCGCCCAUAUCCUUCUUCUGUGUGCAGAGGAUAGAGGUGGCCAUCAUCUCCCAUUCCCAGCGAGGUAUCUCGUUCUCGGACAGAUAUGUUCCCGUUGGAGAGCCAUUGCCCUCGCCACACCUGAUAUCUGGGCGACCAUCCAGAUCCACGUUCAGUCAAGGUCCUCAGUCAAGAAAAGCAUCCAGGUUGCCCACGUCUUUGCAGAGCGCUCCCAACCUCGGCUUCUCACCUUGGAUGUUUCUUGCAACCACUCCCAUCACCAAGUGUCGAACUUCCUUCCAACCCUGCUCAACGAGCGCGUGUCCAGUCGCAUCCAUUCGUUGAGACUACGCGUUCCGGAGCGCUUCAUUACCGGUCCCGGGGAGAGUCCCAUCCGCCAUCCGUUUCCCAAGCUGGCCCACCUGGACUUCUGCGGGCUCUCGCGACAGUUCUUCCACCCCACGGCUUACCUCGUUGAUCCACCAAUCAUGAUGAUGGAAAAUCCAUUCAUAGCCGGCUCGUCGCUGACCACCCUCAAGGUUGAAUAUCCAUCACCACUCCAUACACCUAGUUGUUACUUUGGGCUUUCCCUUCCCGAUACUUCACAGUCGUGGUCCAACAUCACGAGCAUCAUCUUAGGGGAGGGUGUCCUGUUCGAAACCCACCAAUUCUUCUGGAUUCUCGAGAAGUCAGCCGCAAAGUUGGAGCGAUUCGUCGCUUCGGAGGCUCUUUUCGAUGCCUCCAUAUCUACUUCACUUGCGGCCCCCAUCGUUCUCCCGCAUCUCCACACAUUCGCCGUGCACCUCUCUGAGGAGGACGUCUCGUUCAUUAACCACCUCACCAUGCCGGCCCUCAAGUCACUCUCGAUCGCUUUCCAGCGAGACCUGCCAGCCUCUCCCAGCGACGUCCUCGACCGGCUUCGGGAGCGCUCCCAGUUCUCGCUUUCUACAUUCAAACUUAUCAACGGCUGCCUCUGGUCAAUCGACAAAGCUGAUGUCCUCGAGGGUCUGUUCGGGCAUUUCUUCCCAGAAGUAGAGGUCCUCGAACUCGACUCACGAGCCCUGGAGACGAGCCUCAUUUUCCAGUCGCUUCGCCUCCGCUCGCACGAAGCCCCCUUCCGAGAUGCAGGAGAAGAGAACCUUCCCAAGCUGCGCAAACUUUCCAUCCGCCUCGACAGGGAAUACGAUGCCGGCAUCAUCUCCGACUUCCUCCUCUCCCGAACCAUCUGCCCUUGCCGCGACCACCAUCGCCAAGGUGGCUGCCCAUUCGCCAUCUUCGAAGAAAUCCAACUCUUGACAACCAAUACUCGCUACCUCGAACGGCAACUGCAGAGGUUCACCGAAAACGAAGAAUAUAUCGCUAGUGCUCGUGCUCCUAUUCGCAUCAAGUGCAUAGAGGGUUGA
This is a messenger RNA of Coprinopsis cinerea okayama7#130, 1620 nucleotides long. RefSeq lists its product as hypothetical. Lineage: Eukaryota; Fungi; Basidiomycota; Agaricomycetes; Agaricales; Psathyrellaceae. The coding region runs from base 1 to 1620 and encodes 539 amino acids. The transcript has a single exon. The record is from RefSeq and is a predicted model, not a curated record.